AUGUGGGGGCUGGUCCGGGGGCUCUGGGGUCCCCACGCGGGGUUCGGGCCGCUGCUGGGCGGCUGUAGCACGGGGCGCAGCCUCCUUCCGGGCCGCCCCCGAGGCCUGCACGGCUCCCCGGUCUCCCGCGGCAGCAAGAACCUGCUCAAGAAAUUUGCCUCGAAAACCAAGAAAAAGUUUUGGUAUGAAAGUCCUUCCUUGGGAUCUCACCUUACUUACAAACCAUCCAAGUUGGAGUCCCUAAUGAAGAAUACUUCAAAGAAAACCAAGAAGGAAGACCACGUGCGCCUAAGGGCCCUGAAUGGUCUUCUUUACAAAGCGCUGACGAAUUUGCUGGGCACCUGUGAAGUGAGCCAGGAGGUCUGUGAGCUGAGUGUGGAGUUGUCCAAGGUGUCUCUGGCUUCAGACUUCUCAGCCUGCCGUGUGUAUUGGAGGACGUCUCUCUCUGCUGCACAGAAUGAGCGCACCAGAGCCAUCCUGCAGAAGAGCACUGCUCGGAUGAGACACCUUCUGAUGUCCCAGCAGACACUCCGGAAUGUACCGCCCAUCGUGUUUGUUCAGGACAGAGAGGAUGCAGCUGUAGCCGAGGUGGAUUUGUUACUGACAAUUGCUGAUUUCGGGCCCCCAGAUGGAAAAGAAGAGUUGGUACAAAAUGAUGUCAGGGAGGCCCUGGUCCAGACACCGCUGUCUGCUGUCACAGAGCCAGCUGCUCACCCACGUCUUUGUGAGAUUGAUCACGAGGCACUCAACAAGCAAAUCAUGGAGUACAAAAGGAGGAGGGAGAAGGAGCUUCCAAGUGUGAGCCUGGGGCGGCCGGAACAAGCCCAAGAGCAGCUGGCUGAGCUGGCAAGGCAGAUGAGGAGGAGGAGGAAGAAAGGAAAGCUCCUCAUCCACGACAUCUCUCCCCCAAACUUUCUGUUGGGUAGAGAGGGUGUGGAUGCUCUGGAGGAUGCAGAUGGCAUGUGGUUGGAGGAGGACACCCCAGCAUGUGGAGGACUGGAGGUGAAGACGGGCAUCCCCAAGCAGGGUUAG
This is a messenger RNA of Chrysochloris asiatica (Cape golden mole), 1032 nucleotides long. It is a transcript of the gene RBFA, whose product is annotated as ribosome binding factor A (putative). Lineage: Eukaryota; Metazoa; Chordata; Mammalia; Afrosoricida; Chrysochloridae. Bases 1 to 1032 code for a protein of 343 amino acids. The record is from RefSeq and is a predicted model, not a curated record. Gene Ontology annotation, biological process: rRNA processing. The transcript is spliced from 7 exons.